CCGGCUAGAGCCUGCAUGCCACCUUCCAGGGAAUGCUAGAAGGUGGCAGGGGUGGCAGCUGCUUCCCCCUUGCCAACUCUCAGAGAGCCCCAGCACCAUUCCCCCUAGAUUUCCUAGAGAAAAAAAAAAUCGAUGCCACGGUCCUCAAGGAGCCCCGUGGACCAGUGUGACCUGCCUGAGGAUGCCAGGCCCAGGAGGGUCAUCCCAAGAAGCCGGAACACCUGCAGGAUAACGGAGGAUGCUUUGUCAAACUCGAAUGAUGCCUUCGUGUUGCCUAUCCGCAUCCAUCCCCCGGCCCCGGGCCUGACCCAGUGCAUCCUGGCAUGUAUAUGUAGGUAUAUACGGAAGACCCGCCCUGGCCGUCAACGUGGGCCUGGGCAGAGGGCCCAGCCUCAGGCCAGGCUGACCUGGGGGGCCUGGAUCACCUGCCUGGCCUGCUUCCUGAGGACUCAGGCUCACCAGGUUCUGUUCAACACCUGCAGAUGCAAGCUGCUCUUCCAGAAGCUCAUGGAAAAGACAGGUGUUCUGGUCCUCUGUGCUUUUGGAUUCUGGGUGUUUUCUAUGCACUUACCAUCCAAAAUGGAAGUCUGGCAGGAUGACAGCAUAAAUAGUCCACUGCAGAGCUUGAGAAUGUACCAGGAAAAGGUGCGGCAUCACACUGGGGAAAUCCAGGACCUCCGAGGUAACAUGACCCUGCUCAUUGCCAAGCUCCAGUUGAUGGAAGCCAUGUCAGACGAGCAAAAAAUGGCCCAGAAAAUAAUGAAGAUGAUACAAGGAGAUUACAUUGAAAAGCCAGACUUUGCCCUAAAGUCUAUUGGGGCCUCCAUCGACUUUGAGCAAACAUCAGCCACAUACAACCACGACAAGGCUCGCUCCUACUGGAACUGGAUCCGGCUUUGGAACUAUGCGCAGCCCCCAGACGUGAUCCUCGAGCCCAACAUGACGCCUGGCAACUGCUGGGCCUUCUCGGGUGACCGAGGCCAGGUGACCAUCCGAAUGGCCCAGAAGGUCUACCUGUCCAACCUGACACUGCAGCACAUCCCCAAGACCAUCUCACUGUCGGGCAGCCUGGACACUGCUCCCAAAGACUUCGUCAUUUAUGGCAUGGAAGGCUCUCCCAGGGAGGAGGUGUUCCUGGGGGCAUUUCAGUUUCAGCCAGAGAACAUCAUUCAGAUGUUCCAGCUCCAGAACCAGCCUGCCCGAGCUUUUGGUGCUGUCAAGGUGAAGAUAUCGAGCAACUGGGGGAACCCACGCUUUACCUGCCUGUACCGAGUGCGUGUGCACGGCUCUGUGACCCCACCGAGACAGCCCUAGAGAGCAGCCUAUCUAGAGCCCCUACCCCAAAAGAGAUUAAAGUUUAUUCUUCACAGCCCA
Messenger RNA from Canis lupus familiaris (dog), 1374 nucleotides. RefSeq names its product Sad1 and UNC84 domain containing 5 (gene SUN5). Gene Ontology annotation, cellular component: nuclear envelope; meiotic nuclear membrane microtubule tethering complex. Gene Ontology annotation, molecular function: protein-membrane adaptor activity. Lineage: Eukaryota; Metazoa; Chordata; Mammalia; Carnivora; Canidae. The transcript is spliced from 13 exons. Gene Ontology annotation, biological process: nuclear envelope organization. The record is from RefSeq and is a predicted model, not a curated record. The coding region runs from base 133 to 1314 and encodes 393 amino acids.